GGAAGCUGCCGACACACACUGCGGUGGAAACACUCUGUGAGACCCUAAUCCAUGCGCACAGACCCUCAUUUCAGUUCCCACGCUCCCGGCCGCAGGUGGAUGCAGGCAACAGGCGCGGGUCCUUGGAUCAAACCCACCCGUCUCGGCGCGAUGUUCCACCAGCAUGAGGACCCCGAGGCGGCGAACGACAGCUGCCCGGUCGCCGCCUGCAACGCCACCUUGGCGGAGGACGCGCUCCAGCUGCCCACCUUCUCCACGGCCGCCAAGGUGCGCGUCAUCAUCACCUUCAGCUUGUGCGCGGUGUCGGCCGUGUGCAACCUGCUGGUGCUGUGGGCGGCCGGCAAGGGCGGCAGGCGCAAGUCCCACGUCAGGAUUAUCAUCAUGAACCUGACCGUGGCGGACCUGCUGGUCACGUUCAUCGUCAUGCCCGUGGACGCCGUGUGGAACAUCACCGUGCAGUGGCAGGCGGGAGACGCCGCCUGCCGGCUGCUGAUGUUCCUCAAGCUGGUGGCCAUGUACUCCUGCGCCUUCGUCACGGUGGUCAUCAGCCUGGACAGGCAGUCGGCCAUCUUGAACCCUCUGGGCAUUAGGGAGGCCAAGACCAGGAGCAAGAUCAUGCUGACUGUGGCCUGGACCAUGAGCGUCUUCCUCGCGCUUCCUCAGAUGUUUAUAUUCCACAAUGUGACCAUCACCGUCCCGGAGAACUUCACGCAAUGCACCACCCACGGCACUUUUGUCCAGCACUGGCAGGAGACGGUCUACAACAUGUUCACCUUUGCGUGCCUCUUCCUCCUUCCUUUGGCCAUCAUGAUUUUCUGCUACACAAGAAUCCUUAUUGAGAUGGCUCGCAAUACCCUGCUGUCCAGAGAUGCUCACCUUCGCCGGUCCCACAACAACAUCCCCAAAGCCCGAAUGAGAACUCUCAAGAUGAGCAUUGUCAUCGUGACAUCUUUCAUCAUCUGCUGGACCCCUUAUUACCUGCUGGGCCUGUGGUAUUGGUUGUUUCCCGAAAAAAUGGAGGAGACGGUCUCCCAUUCUCUCACUCACAUGCUGUUCAUCUUCGGCCUCUUUAACGCCUGUCUAGACCCCAUUACCUACGGCCUGUUCACCAUCCAUCUCCACCAGGGCAUGAAGAAGUACUGCCGAGGCUCCAACACACAGAUCACUUCCGAAAACAACAAUUGCGUCAUGCACAUGACUCGCAGGCAUGUGGCCUCAGGUGGCCGCCACAUAGACAUGGAGGAAAGAAGCGACAACAGCAGCAGCAAAAGCGCCUCCAGGCCAAUUGUGCCCGUUAGCCACAUUUAA
Messenger RNA from Nerophis lumbriciformis (worm pipefish), 1308 nucleotides. RefSeq names its product gonadotropin releasing hormone receptor 4 (gene gnrhr4). Gene Ontology annotation, molecular function: peptide binding; G protein-coupled receptor activity; protein-hormone receptor activity. Gene Ontology annotation, biological process: G protein-coupled receptor signaling pathway; cellular response to hormone stimulus. NCBI's taxonomy places the organism in Eukaryota, Metazoa, Chordata, Actinopteri, Syngnathiformes, Syngnathidae. Gene Ontology annotation, cellular component: plasma membrane. The record is from RefSeq and is a predicted model, not a curated record.